UCGAAUGGUUUGCGCGAUUUGCAGCCGAAGUCAUUUGUGGUUUAGUGUUCACCGCAUAAACAAUACACGAUCUACACAAAGUAUUCAAUUCACCAUUUUUCCCGUUUCGUGAUGGAUGACAAACUCCUCAAAGCUCGUAAAGCGCGAAUAAGAUCUAUCAUUCGUUCGGCAUUCAAAUUUCUCUAUCCGCUCAGAUAUUUGCUAUUGAUCGCUGCCACUGUGUUAUUAGUUUUAUUGCUUCGUCAUAGAAAGCAGCAAAUUUUGUUUGGGCAUUUUGAGGAGCAUUUUGCUGAUGUGACACACAAAAGUCGCGAGUUUAAGAAAAUUGAUUACCACAACUACGAGCAAAUUCAGAACGAUUUGAAUCGUGUUGGCCCAGGUGAGCAAGGCAAGCCGGCUACUCUCAGCCCAGAAGAAGCCACUAGCGAACUUCGGAAAGAGCUAUACUACAAGAAUGGCUUUAACGCUCUACUCAGCGAUAAGAUCAGCAUUAAUCGUUCGAUAGCCGAUUUAAGACAUCCGAGGUGUCAUCGCAUUAACUACUCAAAACAAUUGCCACAGACAAGUAUUAUAGUACCAUUUUUCGACGAACAUUGGUCCACACUACUGCGUACCGUGUACAGUGUCUUACGCCAGACACCACCAGUUUUGCUUAAAGAAAUUAUUCUUGUUGACGAUGGUAGUACGAAACCUUUUCUCAAACAGCCUCUGGACGAUUACAUUGCAAAACACCUUCAUUCCUUGGUUCGCGUCAUUCAUCUGCCGCAACGCAACGGACUCAUCACAGCGCGACUAUCGGGAGCAAAAGUGGCCAAAGGAGAAGUGUUGCUGUUCCUGGAUUCACAUGUCGAAGUCGGUAUCAACUGGCUACCACCGUUACUUGAACCUAUCGCUGAAAGCUAUCGAACCUGCGUAUGUCCCUUCAUAGAUGUUAUUAAAGACGAUACAUUUGAGUUCAUAGCACAGGACGAAGGAGCCCGCGGUGCGUUCGACUGGAACAUGUUGUACAAACGAUUGCCGUUACGGCCGGAAGAUAAGAAAGAUCCAACCCAACCAUUCCCAAGCCCUGUUAUGGCCGGGGGGCUCUUUGCAAUCAGUGCACGAUUUUUCUGGGAGUUAGGAGGGUAUGAUGACAUGCUCGAAAUAUGGGGUGCCGAACAGUAUGAGCUAAGCUUUAAGAUUUGGAUGUGCGGUGGUCGCAUGGUGGAUGCCCCUUGCUCCAGAGUCGGGCAUAUUUAUCGCAGCUAUUCGCCGUUUCCUAGCGCGAAAACGUACGAUUUUGUGGCUAAAAAUCAUAAACGAGUCGCCGAAGUAUGGAUGGAUGAAUAUAAACAAUAUGUGUAUGCUAAAAAUCCUAUCCGGUACGCCAUAGAUGCAGGAGAUCUCUCAAAGAUGAAACAAUUGCGCAGAAAGCUGCAUUGUAAGCCUUUUCGGUGGUUCAUGCAGGAAGUCGUUCCUGAUUUGGUUGAUCACUACCCUCCAGUAGAACCGGACGAUUUCGCCUCCGGUGCUAUACAAAAUGUAGCUUUUAUGAACCUUUGCGUUGAGGAAAGUAAUAGUUUAAACAGUGUCAAUUUAGCAUUAUGUGUCACAAAUAAGACAAUGCCAGAGCGAACUGAACAGCACUUUCGAUUCACGUGGCGCCGUGACAUCAAAGCCAUGGGAUCGUCGAACUGUGUUGAUGCUUCUAAUCAUUCAGUUGGCGCCGAAUUGCAGUUAUUUCAAUGCCAUAAUCUCCAAGGCAAUCAAUUAUUUCAGUAUGACGUGGACACACGACAAAUCUAUGCUGGAAAAGACAAAAGCUUUUGUUUUGAUGCCGAUGGGAUGAAUGGCAAGCUUAUUCUUUAUCGCUGCAACCGUAAACAAGAAUCUCAACGAUGGCGUAUGGGUCAAAUGAACGUAGAACGUCUUAGAAACUGGGCAAAGUAUGGUGCCAAAUUUCAAGUUUAAAAUCCUUUAUUUCCCUCUUGAUUUUUGUAUACAUUCUAUUAUCUCCUUUGUAUACAUUUCUAUUAUUCUCUGACUCCUUUUAAACCCAAUUAAACCUGUUCUGUUCAACUAAACCAACUGAAGUGAUAAAAAAAAUCUGCCGCGCCUAGCAAAACGAAUCUGUUCGGCUAAUUUAGGUCACAUAAAAUAGUAGAUUAAAUACAUCGAGAUUGGUUCAGUCCCAAUAAAAAAAUCAACCACCUAGUAACCCUCUCCCACUCGCUAUCUAACCACUUUCAUCAUUCACAAUUUUUCCCAUCAGUACCCACCAGUUAAUAAUAGUCCC
This is a messenger RNA of Anopheles gambiae (African malaria mosquito), 2275 nucleotides long. RefSeq names its product N-acetylgalactosaminyltransferase 6. The transcript is spliced from 3 exons. The coding region runs from base 112 to 1950 and encodes 612 amino acids. The record is from RefSeq and is a predicted model, not a curated record. Gene Ontology annotation, cellular component: Golgi apparatus. NCBI's taxonomy places the organism in Eukaryota, Metazoa, Arthropoda, Insecta, Diptera, Culicidae.